This is a messenger RNA of Callorhinus ursinus (northern fur seal), 1686 nucleotides long. It is a transcript of the gene ARFGAP1, whose product is annotated as ARF GTPase activating protein 1. NCBI's taxonomy places the organism in Eukaryota, Metazoa, Chordata, Mammalia, Carnivora, Otariidae. Gene Ontology annotation, biological process: regulation of endocytosis; regulation of ARF protein signal transduction. Gene Ontology annotation, molecular function: GTPase activator activity. Gene Ontology annotation, cellular component: Golgi membrane. The record is from RefSeq and is a predicted model, not a curated record.
CGGAAGCUGGUGGCGGCGGGGCGGGCGGCCGGCGCGCGUCCACGGAGCAGCUUGCGGCGCGCCCGAGCCCGGCGGACCCCGGCGGACCACCGGCGCGCGGGAUCGAGUCCGCACCCCGCCCGCAUCAUGGCCAGCCCCAGAACGAGGAAAGUUCUCAAAGAAGUGAGAGUGCAGGAUGAAAACAACGUGUGUUUUGAGUGUGGUGCAUUCAAUCCUCAGUGGGUGAGUGUGACUUACGGCAUCUGGAUCUGCCUGGAGUGCUCGGGGAAGCACCGUGGGCUCGGGGUGCACCUCAGCUUCGUGCGCUCUGUGACCAUGGACAAGUGGAAGGACGUGGAGCUGGAGAAGAUGAAAGCUGGAGGGAACGCGAAAUUCCGGGAGUUCCUGGAGUCUCAGGAGGACUAUGACCCCUGCUGGUCCCUGCAGGACAAGUACAACAGCAAGGCCGCGGCCCUCUUCAGGGACAAGGUAGCCACUCUGGCUGAAGGCAGAGAAUGGUCUCCCGAGUCAUCGCCUGCCCAGAACUGGGCCCCACCCCAACCCAAGACACUGCCGUCUACUGCCCACCGAGCCUCUGGCCACCCACAGAACUCGACCUCCUCCUCAGACAAGGCAUUUGAAGACUGGCUUAAUGAUGACCUGGGCUCCUAUCAGGGGGCCCAGGAGAACCGCUACGUGGGGUUUGGGAACACGGUGCCGCCCCCGAAGAGGGAUGAGGACUUCCUCAGCAGCGCUGUGUCGUCCCUGUGCUCGGGCUGGAGCAGUUUUACCACCGGAGCGAGCAAGUUUGCCUCGGCCGCUAAGGAGGGUGCAACCAAAUUUGGAUCUCAAGCAAGUCAGAAGGCUUCGGAGCUGGGCCACAGUCUGAACGAGAACGUCCUCAAACCUGCCCAGGAGAAGGUGAAAGAGGGAAAGAUUUUUGAUGAUGUGUCCAGUGGGGUGUCUCAGUUGGCGUCCAAGGUCCAGGGGGUUGGCAGUAGGGGUUGGCGGGACGUCACCACGUUCUUUUCUGGGAGAGCAGAGGACCCGUCGGACAGGCCCCUGGAGGGCCAGAGCUACCAGAACAGCGGUGGGGACCACUCCCAGAACCGCGCCGUGGACCAGAGCUUCUGGGAGACCUUCGGGAGUGCCGACCCCAACAAGGGCCACAGGUCCCCGAGCAGCGACAGCUGGACGUGCGCGGACGCCUCAGCCGAGAAGAGGAGCUCGGACAGCUGGGAUGUGUGGGGCUCGGGCUCCGCAUCCAACCAUAAGAACAGCGAUCACAGCGACCUCGGGGAGGCCUGGGGGGGCGGUGGGGAGGGCAGAGCCACGACCGCCAGGGAGGCCGUGCCGCCCGCCGAGCCGCUGGACGACGGCUGGGGCGACCAAGACUGGUCGCCCCACUGAACCCCGGCCGCUGCGUCGGCCCCGCGUCUGCACUUUGCCCCCACACUCCUGUCUGACCCCAGGAGCCGGCCGCAGCGGGAAGACAGCACCUUGGUGGGAGCCGGGGGUGGUGCUGCCGGCUGGCUCGGGCGCCGGCCCCGCAAGGCCACGGUGCGGGACGGUCCGUGGCUCUGCUGUGGUUCUGGGGCAGCCCGUGGGAACCUGAGCGGGGUGACGCGGGGGGCAGAGUGCUCCCGCAGGAGGUGGGCCGCGCCGUCAUUCCCAGAACACCCUCUAAUAAAUCCUCCUGAGUGCCGU